AUGAAAGACCAUUAUAUUAAUAUAUUAUUGUUUGCUCUUCCAUUAAAUAUAUUGGUAUAUAAUCAAAGGAGCUAUUACAUUACACCACGUCAUACAGAAACCAACAGAUCUUUAUGUGAAUGUGAAUUAUAUUCACCUACGAACUAUGAUAGUGAUCCAGAAAUGAAAAGGGUGAUGCAACAAUUUGAGGAUCGUACAUCACAAAGAUUUCACGAAUAUGAAGAACGUAUGCAAAGUAAACGAAUGCAAUGUAAAGAACAGUGUGAUAAAGAAAUACAAAAAAUUAUAUUAAAAGAUAAAUUAGAAAAAGAAUUAAUGGACAAAUUUGACACACUACACACAGAUAUACAAAGUGAUGCUAUUCCAACAUGUGUUUGCGAAAAAUCCUUAGCAGAUAAAGUGGAAAAAGGUUGUUUACGAUGUGGGUAUGGUCUAGGAACUGUUGCACCAACGGUUGGAUUAAUUGGUGCAAUAGCUGUAAAUGAGUGGACAAAAGCUGCUACUGCAGCGGCAACUCAAAAGGGUAUUGAGGCAGGUAUUAAUGUAGUAAUAGAUACAUUAAAAAGAUUAUUCAACAUAGAGGUAGUAACAGAUCUUAAAUGGAAAACACUCAUUACUGCACAAAAUUAUACUGAUAAGAUUCUUGUUGGUGAUGUUAUUAGGAAAUUAGGUAAUACACUUUGCGGGGGUUCUGAAGAUACAGCAGGUGGAUUUUGUCUUUUCACAGUUAAAGCCAAUACCCUUCCUCAAGCAAUAAAUGGACAUGUUACAAAAGCUAUUUCGGAAGGUACUGCAGAAGUUGUAAAAGUUACGGAAGCAGAGAUGGGGAAGGUAACAACAUCAGCUGGUGCUUAUUCUACUGGUAUAAUAGUCUCAGUUGUUGCAAUAGUGGUCAUAGUUUUAAUUAUGAUAAUAAUAUAUUUGAUUUUACGUUAUCGACGAAAAAGAAAAAUGACAAAAAAAAUGCAAUUUAUGAAAUUAUUAAACGAAUAG
Molecule: messenger RNA, 993 nt
Organism: Plasmodium falciparum 3D7
Lineage: Eukaryota; Apicomplexa; Aconoidasida; Haemosporida; Plasmodiidae
Product: rifin
Exons: 2
Coding region: 1-993 (330 amino acids)
Source: RefSeq, a predicted model, not a curated record